Ostrea edulis (European flat oyster) is the source of this 5194-nucleotide messenger RNA. RefSeq lists its product as uncharacterized. The record is from RefSeq and is a predicted model, not a curated record. NCBI's taxonomy places the organism in Eukaryota, Metazoa, Mollusca, Bivalvia, Ostreida, Ostreidae. The transcript has 5 exons. Bases 4068 to 4919 code for a protein of 283 amino acids.
AGUUUGGAAUAAGCAUAUUAUUUAAAGGGAAGUUCCUGUCCAUGAAAAUCCUGCAUACCAUUAGACAGGAACAAGAACUUCCUCUUUCAUAGAGGCAUAUAUAGGUUACUUCCCCAAAAUUGAUGUAAUCUGAAUACCAGGGGGAAAAGGAAAUUAAAAAAUAACAUUAUUUUUAUUUUUAAAAGAAACAUUACAAAUGGACGAAUGUAUCCAAUCGCUUUUGUCUCUUUAGAUACUGAAAUAAGGAAAUGGAAAACAAUAUAUUUUAAAAGCAUGUUACAAAUGGACGCAUAAAUCCAAUCGCUCCCUGUCUCCGGUUAUUCUAAACAUUACUUCAUGCAUAAAAACAAAAAUUCCACUUUUUAUUCAGCAUUCGUAUUGUACUGGGAAAAUACAAUAGAGAAAAUGAAUUUAAAAAAUACAAUAGAGAAAAUUAAAUUUAAAAAACAUAUAAUUGAUCAAUUAGACUUUAAUCAGCGGUACACGAGAACCAGUCGGAGGUCGAUUACGUUAUACGGAUGAAAAGGAUGCAAAUGAACUUAAUAUUUUGUUCACAAAUACCCCCCCCCCCCCAUUUAACAAAGGUCCUUAUGCAUAUGAGUGGAUGCUGUACAUGAUUAGAUAAAAGGCAGAUGAUUUGUAUUUUACAGUAAAACACACAGAGACAACACUAGAACAUUUCUGUAAAGCACCUUCCAUGGACGGCGAUUUAUCAUCAACAACAACAACAAAAAUCAUCAUGUAUAUCCGUUGUACAAUCAGAUCAGAUAAUUUGUACCCCCCCCCCUUUUUUUAAUGGAUAAAUAACUUUUCAAUCUUGCUUAUUCUGGAACUGUUUACGCGUAGAAGGAGUGUCCGUGCUUUUCCUCGGUCAAGUUCAAGUCUGUACUCCGUCAUCUUAUACAGUGUAGCAUGUAGCCAAUAACGGGGAAUAGGAACGCAUUGUUUAUAAACUCAGUAACCCUCCCCCUACACUCUAAAAUUUCAUUACGCGCCGAGUGAACUCGAAUUCCAUUAACCUGACCCAAUCCUUGUGUUUAAUCUUAAAAAAAAUAAAAAUCAAACACUGGUAGUGCAGACUUAAAUGUAGAUUUAAUGCACUCAUAAAAGAAAUAUAGAAGAGGGUUUUUGUCUGUCCACGAGACACGAUCUUGAUAUGAUAUAAUUCCCUUUCCUGUAAAUAAGCUGACGAUGUUUAUUCAGUAUAAACAAAAUUACAUACCAUAAUAUAUACCGCAUGGUACAAAGAAAAAUUAACCAUGCGUGAAAUAUUUGAACAAUCGUCAUCCGGGUACCUCGUUUCUACAGAUAUACCUGAUCUAUAUUUAGCUGUUACACGUAGAUCAUGGUCUGAUUUAACACACCUUUUAUGGAUGAGGGAUUCUCGAGAGGUGCAACGUGUACAAAUACGGAAUGUUAUAUACGAAGUGUUUUAAAUUCUACAAUUUACGUUCGAUGUGUAAUAGACAUGGUGUAAGUGACAUGAGCAUGACGUAAUCCUGAUGAAGAAGGCACUAACUAAAAUCCUUACACGGUGUUGUAAUAAAAACUCAAGCACGGAAGAAGAAAAAAAAAAAAAAAAAAACACCCGAGAAGAGAAAAUAAACCGUGUAAAUGAUUUCACUUGGAUGGUGUCGAUACUCCUUGUCUUAUUCACAGGCACCUGAAGUGUGCAUGUCUUGUAGAGUUCACUUCUUAUGUACAUAUCCCCACCUUCUAGAAUGAAAAUAUUUUUAUACAGAACAAAUAAUUUAUCCCAAAUAUAUUAUUUCCCCACCGAUCACCCUCAUAAGUUGUUCUGAAUAGUCAGUUUCAACCUUCUGUAGGCCUAAGCUGUAGAGAUGACCAAUUGUGAGAGUAAAGCUUAGGCCUGAGCUUUAGAGAUGACCACUUGUGAGAGUAAAGCUUAGGCCUACAGAAGGUUGAAACUGACUAUUCAGAACAACUUAUGAGGGUGAUCGGUGGGAAAAUAAUAUAUUUUGGAAAAAUUAUUGGUUCAUUUCAUUCUAGAAGGUGGGGUAUGUACAUAAGAACUCUACAAGACAUGCACACUUCAGGUGCCUGUGGUCUUAUUCCCGUUCCUCGAGUUAUAAGACAAUGGUUCAUAGGUGCUGUUUCCCAAACAUAAAUUUAUGGUUGAUUAAUGAAGACAAGCCAGUAAUUAUCAAGUUGGGUGAUUAUAUUUAGUUAAGACUUCCAGAAAAAGAGGUGAUGCCAUAAAAUUGCAAAAAUACUUCUAGUUUAUUAUUUAUAUGUUGGUAUGACACUGAUAUUGUCCAUAUGUAAACUUUUGUACACACCAUAUUUUGCGAAUCAUAUGUACUUAUUUCCCCAUAUGCUACAUCUACGCGCGCGCGUGUGUGUGUAUCCAGUAGCAUCAAUGGAUAUAAAAAAAUGUUGGAAAUUAUAUCGACAAAAUAUACAAUGCAUACGUUAGUGGUUGAGUCAUCUGAAUAUUUUUUAAGUUAAGGUGGUUUAUUAAAGUUCGUGGAGUCUCGAUGGGAUUUUAUGUUAAGAUACUCCUAGAUGUGUUAUUUCAUGCGUUAGAGUUGAGUGGUUUAUGUCGUGAUCUUCUUGAAUAUGUAAACAUUAACAGGUUUCUGGAUGCGUCUAGACAAUUCUACUUCUCUGAAUAAUCUCCCUUUACCCACAUAAGUACAUGUACUAUAUACAUGUAAUAGUACGUCUCUAGGUUCCAGGGCUCUAUCACGGAUUUGAUAUCGAUUUAAGUAUUCAUUAGAUAUUAUUCUUAUUAUGUAAUUGAGAUUUAGGCCCAGGGGAGAAAUGGACACACCUGUUUUUUUGUAAUAUAAUAAUUGAUACGUUUACUUCAUCAUUAUUCAGAAUAAGAAUAAAUAUAAAACCAACAAAACUUUAAAUGUAGAGGUUGUACUGACUGAUAUCAAGCUGAUUCCACGACACGGAGUCCUUUUUUACGGAGUACCGCGACUAGUGUGCCUAUAAUCGCUCUAUAUAAACACCCGAAAACGUGUUAUAUACACUGUAUGUACCGGUACGGGUGCAGUGAACGCUCGAUUAUCACAAACAUCACUGCGUGAAUUUGAGACAAUUUUAUUUAUUUAAAAAUGAUUCAGACUAGUUGAGAAACACCGGGUGAUUGACUCAGUAAGACGUGUCCAGACUCAGUAACACGUGACCAGACUCAGUAACACAUGUCCAGGCUCAGUAACACGUGUCCAGACUCAGUGACAUGUCCAGACUCAGUAACACGUGUUCAGACUUAGUGACACGUGUCCAGACUCAGUAACACGUGUCCAGGCAGUAUCAAUACAGACAAUAUCACGAAAUAUCAUCAUAUACAUAUAAGUAUUUAAAAUUCUAAACCAUUUCUAUUACUCAGGCUUAACAAUGGGAGAAAAUGACGUUUAAAAAUGCUAGAAUGCUAUUUGUUAAGGAUAACGACGUGUUGAGGGGUCAAAUCCUGGGAAUCUCUGACAUUGUAUUUUUCCUGUCUACAUUUUCAGACGAACUUUACGAAAAUUGGGAACAAAGAUGAUGAAGCCCCCGAAAGUACCUUAAUUUUAAAUAGCUAUUGCGUUUUUUUAAGUGUGUUUGUUUUGUGUCUGAUUAAGCUACACUUAUUUACAUGAAGGUACGGGUAUUUUCUUACUGCGUGAGCGGUGGGGGCUUAUCUGACCACGUCCAGAGUUUAAGAAUAUACUGCACGGCGUUGUUGUUUUUGUUUUUUGUUUUUCCAUAUUGCCGUGAAACCGUUCUACUUACAACAACAAGAAUAUGAUAUUGACUCGUACGCAUAUUAGUAUUGUGUUUAUCAUGUUAUCGUAAUAAUAAAGCAUUAAAUUAACAAAACAUGUCUAUUAUGUUUCCAAAAUAAUGGCUACCCCUAUCAGCGAUCAAUCCUCCAGAAAAUUAGAUAAUUCAUAGAAACACCUAACAAACAUUUGACUGUCAUUACAUCACCAAUGGUUCGACUAAUCGUCAUAGUUGCAAAACAUGUAUUACGUUAUAAAUGUCCUACAGUGUAGUGUGACACUAUCUAGACUAUUCCACGUGUUCUUUAUAAAAGGUAGACCAUUGAUCAGCGAAUGACAUUUAAAUCUAAACAGUUCGGGAUGGCUGACGUAGAUAAUUUAAUACUUCUGAUAUCGAGGCUACAAGGAGAAUUAGAUGAUACUAAACGUAGGCUAAAACUGGAGACUGCGGAAAAAGAAAGAGCUCUAACAAGGCUUAGUUCGAUAGCUGGAACAAAACUUACUCACAAUAACCCUGGAAUAACGGACCUCUCAGACAAAAACAGACCACAGAAAAUUGGGGAAUAUUUCAAUGAAUUGUACGACAAUGAGUGGACGGAAGCCAUUGACCAUCUGUCGGGGGGAUACGGGGAGGAGAAAGCUGCCCAGGUGCUCAGCGGUGUUCUUCAGUUUAUCGCCAAUAAGACAAAGAGGUCUGCUGACGAGCAGUAUAAGAAUUUACAACAGGCGUUAUUUCAGAGACACCUGAGGGACUCCGAGGCUGGAAACUUUAUCGUAAUAUACAAGAAAAUUAGUCAACUUCAGAAGGAGGUAUCCGCACUCUCCAUAUCGAAUGCGAAACAGUUUCUGAAGGAGGAUGCAGAAUUUGUGUCAGAAUAUAAAGACAUGCUGUGUCACUCUGGUUGUGAAGCAUUCGUGGACAGGUGUAUAGAACUGUGUUGGAUGAUGAAUAUCCAGGAUCCGCCCAUGUACUUACAGUUUGAAUCCUCUGACGUCAUUGACAGAAGCAUGUUUAGACUGUUUACCAGAAACGGAGAGCGUCUUGAGUACGUAGUGUGGCCUGCCCUUUUAUUACACGAAAACGGACCUCUUGUUCAAAAGGGCGUAGCUCAACCUGUUCCUUCCAAGUCUGCCGCUAAACAUUCGAAACCAACGGCCAGAAAUAAAAGGACGAUAAACAAGUGAAGGGCACCUGCUUUACUGCUCUCUAUUGAAAACAGUUAUGGUAGUUCUACCGGUGAUACGGGCCUAAAGAUUUAAUGACGACCUGCAUUUGUCGUUGUUACAUGUAUGUACAGUGCAAUCUAGUCAUUUUUGUGUGAAUUUGUGUACGUGAACAUGUGUACAUGUGUGUGUACACAACGACAACAGAUAGUUCCAUCUGAAGAUUUUAAGAUACCAUGUGUUCAUUUAUGCAUAACUUACCAAAUUUAGUCAUAAAAGACAAGUAUCAACUUAAA